AUGAUGGGAAGCAGCUCAGAAUCAAAGGCAAACUGGAAUGAAUUGAGCUAUGAUAUUCUGAUAAAAAUUUUCAUGAACCUCACUUUUGUGGACCUUUCAGCAGUCUCACAGGUUUGUCGUUCUUGGCGUGAAGCUUGUUCUAGCUCUGAAAUUUGGAAUAAGCUUGAUAUGAGUAUACUCAACUGUAAGCUUUGCAACAAUAAGUCCAAGACACCAUUAGCUUGGUCUGAUGAAUAUUCAAGUGCAACAUUGUCUCAAAUGUUGAAGGAUGCUCUUAGUCUGAGCAAUGGAAAUACAAGUUGCUUAAUAUUUCAUUACUUUAUACCCAUAACAGAUGAGCACUUAGUCUCUGCCGCUGAAAGGACCCGAAAUCUCAAACGACUAGUUCUACCAGGCUGGGGAAACAUAUCAAACACAGGAGUGUACCAAGCUAUGAAAUUAUGGAGAAACCUUGAGUCCAUGACUAUAACCUCCAACUUUAACCACCCUUUUGUUUUUGCUGCAAUUGGAAGAUACUGCAAGAAUUUCUAUGAACUGAAAAUUACAUGCAGCUUCAGCAUAGAGCUUGCUGAUGCAUUGAUCAAGCAUACUCCAAAUCUCAAGGUUCUAAGUAUUAGGAGCACAAUGGUGAACAAGAAAGCUUUGUUCAGUGUGCUUGAUAGCUUGGAGCAUUUGGAGGUAGUAAACAUAUGUCACAGCCUCAUUUUGGAGAAAACUAGUGCAAGUCCUACAUAUGUGGUGUACCCAAUUCAUGAACUUCCAAACCAUUUGAAUGAAUCGUGUCUGAAAAAGCUUCUUACUUGUCAAGCAAAAACAUGCAUUAGGUGCAAGUAUGGGCGUGUCAAUAGUCAAAGAAAGAAGGAAUAUGAAUUCCUUGAGAUUCUUUGGAGGGAGGAUGAAAUAACCUCUCUUGCACAUUAA
Abrus precatorius (Indian licorice) is the source of this 921-nucleotide messenger RNA. Its product is annotated as F-box/LRR-repeat protein At3g48880-like. Gene Ontology annotation, molecular function: protein binding. The transcript is spliced from 2 exons. Bases 1 to 921 code for a protein of 306 amino acids. The record is from RefSeq and is a predicted model, not a curated record. NCBI's taxonomy places the organism in Eukaryota, Viridiplantae, Streptophyta, Magnoliopsida, Fabales, Fabaceae.